AUGCCCUUACAAUUAGAGUACUUUAAGGUUUACCAACAAAAACUGAGUUCUUUAGUAGGAGAAGAAAAAGCAAAGGAUAUAGUAAACCGAGCGUUAGCUCUUGUUUCCUUAGGGGGUAAUGAUUUCGUGAAAAACUAUUACUUGGUCCCGUUUUCUGCGAGGUCUCUACAAUAUACUCUUCAAGAGUAUGUCAUCUACCUUGUGUCAGAGUAUCGCAAGAUUUUGAUGAAAAUGUACGAAAUGGGAGUUAGGAGGGCAAUACUGUUAGGUUCUGGACCACUAGGCUGUGCACCAGCGGAGAUUGCGCAACAUAAUAAGCUCAGUGGUGAAUGUUCAACCGAUCUUCAAGCUGCAGCGGAGUUGUUUGAACCACAAGUAGACCAAAUGGUUAAAAACCUUAAUGCUGAAUUGGGCACUGAAGUGUUUAUUUCAGCUAACACAAGACUGAUGCACUUUGAUAUGAUGAACAAUCCUCAGGCGUAUGGAUUUGUAACUUCAAAAUCGGCUUGCUGUGGACAAGGACCAUAUAAUGGGUUAGAUUUUUGUAAUGCGUAUUCAAACUUGUGCGAAAACAGAGACGAGUUUGUGUUUUGGGAUGCGUUCCAUCCGUCAGAACGAGCAUGCAGAUUGAUCGUUGAAAAGAUAGUGAAUGGUACAGACGACUACAUGAGACCAAUGAACCUAACCACAAUCAUGUAUUUGGAUUCCCUUGUGUGA
Lactuca saligna is the source of this 717-nucleotide messenger RNA. NCBI's taxonomy places the organism in Eukaryota, Viridiplantae, Streptophyta, Magnoliopsida, Asterales, Asteraceae. The record is from the annotation of a GenBank genome assembly.